This is a messenger RNA of Porites lobata, 10901 nucleotides long. The record is from the annotation of a GenBank genome assembly. Lineage: Eukaryota; Metazoa; Cnidaria; Anthozoa; Scleractinia; Poritidae.
CAUAGAGUGUCGUGACUAGUCGUGACUCGGACAACCAAUCACACUGGUACAUCAGCUUUUACAACUUUCAAGUUGUGACUGGCUGUAAAAUGGAAGAACAAGAAGUCGAAGAAAAUCCACCCGUACUUCCUUACAAGUCUAUACACAGCUUUGUCAAGUCCCCUGUGAGAUUCAUCAACAGAACAGGAAGGGCAGUACGUGUAAUCUGGAUAAACUAUGAAGGACAGGAGGUGUGCUACUCUACUCUGCUUACAAACGGUCAACUGGGUAUGAACACUUUUGUGACUCAUCCGUGGAUAGCAGUGGAUGCAAAAACGAAUGAAAGAAUGUUGUUGAACUUUAGGAAAACAUAUCUCCCCGGUGAACCGGAAGUACGGCGGAUGGAUUCUGAGCAUGGUGAAGAUUCUGUUGUAAGAGCCGAAGUACUCAUAACAUUGCCCGGUAAGGAUUUUUAUAGACUGUCGUUAAAGGGGCUGUGUCACGGCAAUCCAGUUCAUUUUGUUUAAUUUGGCCAAUUACUCACCCUCAAUUACUAUGUAAAUUAAAGUAAGCAAAGAAAUGAAAGGAAUAUGACAAAAUCAGAGAUCCGAGACAAACAAAUGUGCCUCCUGAACAUUAUUUUUGAAGUUGCAAGCAGCAGGGAUCAACUUUGAAAAACUGUUAGGCUGAACAGUUUUCAAAAACCCUAAUUUCAAUCCGUUUCAAUCUUCUUCAGUUUUGCCCAUCCGUGGCAUCUGUUGUUUCUGUUAUGUUAUUUUAACUGUCCUUUAAAGUUUUAAGCUGUUAUUUUUAUGUUUCUCUUAAUUUAACGGGCAUUUUGUAAUUUCCUAAUUUGCGGAAUUUCGUGACACAGCUCCUUUAAGGUCCGGGUAAUUUAAGCAAUAGACCACACUUUCUAUGGGUUUACCGGCGUGAUAACCCACGCGGGAUGUUGGGAGAACACGAGAAAAGCUUGCAAAACACGAGCCGAAGGCGAGUGAUUUACAAGCUUUUCGAGUGUACUCACAACAUCCCAAGUGGGUUAUCACGCCGGUAAACCCAUAGAAAGUGUGGUCUAUUGCUUUUAUAAAAUAACUUCUAGUAGAAUGGAGUCUUUUAGGUAAAAAAUAUGGUUUUAGUACCGUGAUCAAGUCACGUCUUCUCUCUAAAGUCAUCAUAAGCCAAUCAUAACUCUCGAUUUAAUAGCGUUGACCUUUCUCAAAACUCAGAAAACUCAGUUCAGUCAAACAACAAACAGCAGCACUUCAAAACACGAGUUUUUGCACUCAUUACAUGAUAACUUUUUUUUUUUUUUUUUUUUUUUUUUUUUUUUUAUUUGCUUUACUUAACCCAAUAAUUACAAUAUUGAACACUGCUUACACUGCUUACAUUAUUUACAACAUUCAUACCAUACUUACAAUACUGACAAUACUUAUUGCUUACAUUGCUAACAAUACUACUGUUUUCAAACAUUAUUACAUUUCGUAUGCUUCAAGUACACAGUUGCAUCGGAAGAAACUUAUUUAAGGAUAGUUGGCGUUAUUGAGGCAGGCUAAGCUACGGAUGAAAGACAUAGAGAAUAUCAGGGGCGUUGGGAAUAGCGCCAUGGUAGAAACGAUAGUUUCUACGUGAUGUCGUGUAGGAAUGACCAUUGUUUGGGCAGAACAUUGUUUGCUUCUGCUUGUGCUUGUAUGUUGUAAAUUGUCUUUAGGUGUUUGAGAAAUCCUUGCAAUAGAGGUAUAGCUUCUUUUUUGUUUUGCAGAGCCAGAUAUAGUGCCUGGCAAUAAGAAAACAAAAGUUGAUCUGGCGUUGAAGUUUAGAAGAGUCUGAUCUCAGGCCUAGUGAAACAGUCAUGUCUGCAGAGUAACUAUCGGGAAUAAUUUGGCAAAGUUUUAAUCGCGUUAUGAUGCUCUCCCAGAAGAGCGCCGUUUUGGGGCAGGACCAGAAAAGGUGUACGAGUUUUUUCUGGUUCUUUUUACAAAAGGAGCAGUUGGAGUUUUCUUUUACUCUUAUCUUAGUUAAGAAAGCGUUUGUUGGUAUUCUUCUGUGCAGCAAUUUAAAUUGAAAUUCCCUGAGUUUUAUGCUUUUUGUGAUUUUAUGAGCUAGCUGGUAGGUCGCACCCCACGUUAUUUCGUUUUGACCUAAGUUGCAGUCUUGGUUCCAUUUUUGCUGGCUUGUAGUAGGGGGGGCACUUUUCUUUGUAAUUAAUUUGUCAUACACCAACUUGCUUGCUUUUUGGGCUUUCAUUAGUUUUGUCGAAAAGCUUUCGAAACUAUUACCUUCGUUUGUGUGGUCACCUUGGUUGAAUGUGUUGCAUAGCUUUUUAAGAGCAGAAAUUAUUCCACAGUAUGCCAAGGGUUGGACCUUGAUGUCGUAUUUGUUUAAAAGUUCUGGUGGAGUGAGGAAUUUUCCUUCUCUGUUCCUUAAGUGCUUAACUUUUGUGAUGCCUUUACGAUACCAUUCUUUAAAAGAAAAUAGGGCUGUCGUUAAUCCUUACAAGUGAGUUGUACCAUAUGCCUUGUUCUGAAAGCUGGCUCUCUGAUGUUAUCCUCUCUUCAAAAUUGAUUUCUGGCCAGAUUAGGAGAAUUUCCUUUAAGAAACUGUCUUGCGUUUUGAAGAUAUUAGCUAUGUCUAUCUUAUUAAGGUUGCUUGUGAAAGGUAGGGUACACUCAAACUUUUUCAGUUCAAGAUCUAGAAAAAGUUUCCAUUUACCCUGAUUAUCUGUAUCCAGGUACUUUUUUAUCCAAGUGGUUUUUAGCGCUUUAUUGAAAGAUAGUAUGUCAAUCAUUUUGAGGCCACCUGCUGGGUAAUUGUUAAUCAUAAUAUCUCGCUUUAUUUUAUCGCCCUUUCCGUUCCAAAGGAACAAGUAAAAGAGCUUGUUAAUCUCGCUAAUUAUUUUUUGUUUGUGCACAAGGGUGCCAAGACGUACACAAUUUGAGAAGCUACUAAGCUUUUCAGAACAGUGAUCUUCCCACUUAAGGUUAAUCUACGGUAUUUCCAGUUGCUUAGAAUAUUGUUAAUUUUUUCCAGUUUUUCCUUAUAAUUUAGAAGUACAGUGUUUUCAGGGUCUGUCGUAAACCAAACGCCUAAAGAUUUUACUUUGUUUGUUUGCCAUCUGAAAUUUCUUUCUGGAAGAAGAAUUUCUGUUUUUCCACUAUAUGUUCCGAUCCAAAUUGCUUCUGUUUUUUUUUACUGAGUUUGAGACCCGAGGCUUCUCCAAAAUCGUCGAGUGUGUUGAGAGCAGCUGAGAGCGACGUUUGUGAACCAUUCAAUAUUAAGGUUGUAUCGUCUGCGUAUUGACUUAUUUUAAUUUCCUCUUGGUUAACGUGUAUUCCUCUGAUAUUGCUGUUUCUUUUAAAAGCCUUGGCUAAGACUUCAACUGAAAGAACAAAUAGAUAUGGAGACAACGGGCACCCCUGCCUGACCCCUCUUUCAAUUUUAAAGAAAUUGCUUGUCCAGCCGUUGUUUAAGAAGCAGCUCUCUAUGUUGCUGUAAAGGCAUUUGACCCAGUUUACAACACUUGGGCCGAAACCGAAGUAUUGAAGAGAAUUUAUGAUAAAAGGCCAUUCAAUCGUGUCAAACGCCUUUUCGAAAUCAAGAAAUAAUAAUAGCCCUGGGAUAUUUUUUUCUUUGGUAAAACGAAUAACAUAGUCUAUUAAUCGUAUGUUCUCGCCAAUAAACCUGCCUUUCAUAAAGCCAGUUUGAUCACAGCUGAUGAGAUCGGGAAGAACCUUUUUCAGCCUGUUAGCCACAGCCUUUGCUGCAAUUUUGUAGUCGCAGUUGAGAAGAGUAAGCGGUCUCCAGUUUUUAAUGAAAUACGGCUCAGCGUCUUUCUUGGGAAUGAGUUUGAUUACUCCUCUUCUUUGUGUGAUGGAAAGCUGACUCAUUUCGUGCGCAUAAUUAAGAGCAUUAAUCAAUAAGUUUGAUAUGUUUGUCCAAAAUACUCUAUAAAAUUCUGCAGGUAGCCCAUCAGAUCCAGGGGUUUUUCCCUGUUCCAUGGUUUUCAGGGCUGCAAGGCAUUCCCUUUCAGUUAGCAGGCCUUCACAGUUGUUCCGUUGUUCGUCAUUCAGGACGGUGUCGUUUUCGUGUUUAAAAAAAUCAUAUGUGUCAAUUAAAUUGUGUAUAUUUCUGUUGGAUGUAUAUAGAUUCAUAAAAAAAGAUUCCCCUUCUGCUAAUAUUUCCUGAUCCGAAGUAAUAAAGUUAUUUUCGUCCACUUUAAGUUGGCUUAUAAUGCCUUGCUUAUAGUGUCUCUUUUCUAGGUUGAGGAAAUAUUUCGUAUUUUUUUCUCCUUCAUUAUGCCAUUUAAUUUUAGCUCUCAAUAUGGAACCUUUCGUACGAGUCUCAAUAAUUCUUUCUAACUCACUCUUUAGAUCAUUCAGUUGUUCUGCAAGUUCAGAAUUUUCUGUUACGCUAGAGUCUCCGUUCUCCAUUUUCGAUUCUAGUUUGGAAAUUGCAUGCUCUAGUUCUGCCUCACGGCCCUUUGUUUUCUUAGUUUUAUUCAUUGCGUAUUGGAGCGAUUUUUCCCGUAUUUUAAAGCUUAAUCAUGUCCCACAAUAGAGCAGAGUUUACCAUGUCAUCGUUUUCAUAUUCGUCUUGAACUUCCUUAAUCGUUGUCUUAAUAAGAUUAACAUAAGCAGUUUCGGUUAAAAGAGAGGUAUUUAAUUUCCAAAGGCCGGGUCCUCUGCUAUUUGCAUGAAGAGACAGAUCUAAAGUAAUCAUGGAAUGGUCUGUUUUAUAUCCUGGCACUAUAUCGGUGUUAGUGACGUCCCCAAUAACGCUUUGGCUUAUUAAAAAGAAAUCAAGUCUACAGUAAACCUUAGGUUGUCGUUGUCUCCAAGUGUACCUUUUGUCAUCUGGAUUGUGAAUUCUCCAGACAUCGAGAAGAUCUAGGUUCUCUGAAAUUUCUUGAACGGUCUUCAAGCUAUUUUGGUGAGUUUUGGCAAUGCCACCUUUUUUGUCAUUUUCGAUGUUAAGAACAAGGUUGAAGUCACCGCCAAUUAUUAUGUCUUCACAUUUAAAAUUUAAAAGAUGAUCGUAAAAGUUUUGAAAGAAUGAAGGUUUAUCCUCGUUGGGAGCAUAGAUGUUAGCGAGGGUCAAAAAGCUUUUCGUUAGCUUUUAAGUCACAGAUAAUAAAUCUCCCUGCAGGGUCGGUGUAAAGUCUUUGGAGCUGAAGGUUAAAAUUAUUGUUAAAAAAGAAUACAUACCCCCUGCUUUGUUGCUUUCAAAAGAGGUGAAGUAAGCUUGAUAGCCCCAUUCUGCUUUCCACAAGUGAUUUGUUUUUUCUAUACAGUGUACUUCUUGGAGCAUGCAUAUUGAUGGCCUUUUGGCGCGAAGCCAAUUAAAUACUUCUCUUCUUUUAGCGUCAUCCCUAAGUCCCCUGACAUUCAAUGAAGUUAUUUUCAAAGUCACGAUUUGUUCAAGUCUUUUGUAAUAAACGUUGUCUCGACGGGAAAAAAACAUGUGCGCCUCAAUAAAGGAUUUGCAUUCUUUCUAUUAGGUGUAAAAUGAUUGAUGCAAAAGGUACUCGAUAUUUUAGACAAAUAAUGAAGACUAAAACGUGCAUAUAAUAUUAGACUGAAGCAAAUGAUCACAAAAGGUAAAUUAAACAAAAUAACACUUUGAAUAAAUAAAAAGAGUAGCGCAAAAACAAAAAAACAGAGCAUAGACAAAUUUGUAGUUAGUAAAAUUAAAUUACUUUGGCAGCGAGAAAUUUGAAUGGUUGAUAAGACGACCCUCUCCAGACUUAACGUAGAUUAUUUUGCCUGUUCAGUUUAUAAUUGAUCUAAGUCCUCUUCGGAAAAAAUUCUAACAGGGGAGCCAUAGGGUGAUGUCUUAACAAAAAUCUUACCAUCCAAAGACCAAACACUGAGUAGAGUACCCUCUUGUCUUCUCUUGUUCGCUUCUUUCAUGAUUCUACGCCUAUAAGCCGUGAGGUUCUCGUUUAUAAAAAUACGUUGUCGUUCCUGUGCAUUUGAAGGGUAGCUGGGAAAUAGAUCUUUGAUUUUGACAUCCUUUAGUUUGGUGCGUUCUUUGUAAAGUUUCGAUUUCACUUUAUGAUUGCAAAAUUUCACUAUAAUGGAUUUGCCCCGAUUCAGCUUGUGUGAAAUCUCUAUUUCUUCAGGCUCUAUGGUGAUAUUUAGGGCUUCAGCAACCUUGAUGACCGCGGCCUCCGUACUGGGAUACGCAUCUUCUGGAAUUCCAUGGAUUUCCAGCGAGUUCUUUCGAGUGUAUUGUUCCAAAUCAUCAUGGUGUUCCCACAGUCGAUCGGAUUCUUCUUUUUGCUUUCCUAGAUUCUCCUUUGUUGUUUUAAGCUCGUUCCUUGUUGAGGCUAGCAUGUGUUUUAAUUCUUUGUAUUUGUCCUUGGUCUUUUGCAAGGACUCUUUCAAAUCUUUAAGCUCCUUCUCGUAGAAGUUGGCAGAUUCUUUUAAUUCUUCGAUUUCCUUCUUCAGCGUUCGAUUUUCGCUAAGAACUGCAGCUAUUUGGAUUUGUAUGUCGACCAGUAGAGCCUUGAUUUCAAGAAGGCUAGGCUCUUCUUGUUCCUUGCCCGCUUCAAUCGAUUCUUCAACAUCAAUGUUUUCCUCGGCCGCCAUGUUGGAUUUCUUCGGAUUUCUUGGUUCGUCUUCGGUUGAGCCACGAUCACCUCUUUUAUUCUUUCUGGGAGGCAUUUACAUUGAAGAAGGUAGAUUACAUCGUCAGGGAGCCAGAUAGUGUAUUUUCAUAGGAGUAGGUGCCAGAGAGGGGUCAUCUUUGGCAAUGUUAGGCAGACACGAUGAAUACACGUCCGACCGCUGCGAUUUCCCGCCAAAAGUCCCCAUGAAAGCUGUUUGACAGGAAAAGUCAACACAAAUUCAUGCGAACGUUGAAUGAAAGAAUAAGUUCAUGGUUUGUUUACUACAGAAGUAGAAAUUAAUUGGACAUCAGACUGUACGCAGCUGUAUUUUGUUGAGUCGAUCCGUAAGAAUUUCAUUGUUACAGACGGAACUGACAGCUAUUGUAAUGGAGGACUUCAUUCACUUUUACAAGCCUCAGUGGUUUAAGAUCUGUUUUCUGGACUUUAUAAUGAUCAAGAAAUGCUGCGGUAACGACGUGGCUGCAUUUGCGAAGUUGUCGCUUGUAACUUUAUAUGCACGUACAGCGACCGAUGGAAAUAUGUCAGUGGUCAAAGGUUUCUUUGCCGUAGCCACAUAUUGGCGUUAAUAUUUGUCGAUUCGUGAAGUCAGGUGGUUUGAGGUAGGUUAUGGCAUCGAUAUCACCGAAUAAUUUGUGCAAAUGUUGGAAAAAACGAGCCCGAAACUCUGACAUCUUUCAUCAUCGUUGGCAGCUUGUUUACUGAACCUACAGCGGGCGAUUUUGUACCAUAUCUUGAUCAGAGAUCUCUUUUUGGAACAAUUUCUUUCAUUAAGGAAUUUAAUUUUGACAUAAAAUAAAUCAAGAAUGCUAAAACUAUCCGUUUUGUUGCUGGUUGGCACAUGGUUAAGUUUUCCUAGAGACUCUCUACACCAGAAAUUCACACAGUUGUUGUCUUUCUCUGCGAUUGGCAUCGUCGUGAAAUGUAAACUGUUUUCCAGCUUUGUACUUUAUAAGUUCUAAAGCUAUGGCAGUAGCGAAUUGUGAGGCUCAGUAAUAAAAUGUGGAAACCAACGCUUUUAAUAUUAAGAAGGGCUGGGUAAGUAACUUGUUCUGUUUUUUAGCCGUUCUAAAAUCGUUGUUUGCAGAUCAAUCCGGUUUUGUUUAUGGCUCGUGGUCCGGAUGCCUUUUUCUAUGGGUUUACCGGUAUAAUAAACCAUAGGUUUUUGACCAAUCAGAUCACGCGUACUAUCUCAGUUAUUUUAUAAUCAGAAAUAUUCCAGGCAGUAAAUUAUAGUUGUGCGUCCUCGAAGCGCCCAUUAUUCACACUUCUUGUUCGAAUGCUACAAAUCAACCUGUUCAAGAUGUAGAUGUGGGGGGUGGUAUGGAUGGCAAGCUUACUUUCUUGACGCCGUAGGUGGUAUCGACCAUUUUUGGUGUCCGUCAAUCGUGAUGUACUGAAAAACUGUCCUGUGAAUCGCGAUUGAAGUGAUCUCCAUGAAACUCCUGAACUGCCGAAAUCCUUGUUUGUGUAUAUGUACAUUGAAGAUCAAUCGAAGAAAUUAAAUCGUUAAUUUGGCCAAACAACCUUAACUAGCAUGAAUGGUGGCUUUGUUAAAGUUCACUUUUGAAUCUUUUGAUGAAACUUCACACUUCAAUGCGUUCAUACUCACCUAUAGCUGGCUUCCCUUGGGAAUUUAUUGGUUUGUAAAACUUUAGUAAUCUAAUUGAAGCACUGAAUGUUUUACAAAAUGGGACUUAUGCAACGUUUUUGGCAUUUUGUAUGACCUCUAUUGUUUGUGAAGCGUGAAAACGUAAAGAAUUGGUUUUGUGACUCGUGAAAUGCAAAAUUGUUGUUUGUGAACUCGUGAUAAGACCCGUAUGGUGGCCCACAACUCACGCGUCACAGCAAAACCAAAAACCUCAUGGCAGAAACAAAAACAUCAUGGCAAAACCAAAAACCUCACGGCAAAAACAAAAUACCUCAUGGCAAAACCAAAACCCUCACGGCAAAAACAAAAUACCUUACGGCAAAACCAAAACCCUCACGGUAAAAACAAAAUACCUCACGGCAAAACCAAAAACCUCAUGGCAAAACCAAAUACUUCGCAGCAAAAGCAAAAUAGCUUUGGUUUUGCUGUGAGUAAUAUUUGCUUUUGCCGUGAGGAAUUUGGUUUUUGCUGUGAAGUAUUUAGUUUUGCCGUGAGGUCUUUGGUUUCGCCGUGAGGUUUUUGGUUUUGUCAUGAGGUAUAUUUUUGUUUUUGCCGUGAGGUUUUUGGUUUUGCUGUGACAGUUGUGGGCCACCGUAGACCCCCCCCUGCCCCCCCUGCUAGAUACCUAGAGGAAUCUAAUUUUCAAAAUAGAAGUACAGUGCUGUACGUUAUAAAUUUUACUUUUCAUUUACUGUUAGCUUAUAUUGUUUUAUGAUACAGGAAAAUUAAAAAUUGAAGGAAAACCCUAAAUAAUAAGAAAAACAUUCCCUGAUAAGGGUAAUAACUAUAAGACAUAAAAUUUAUAAAAUAAAUAAAACUUAGUAGUUAAAGCCUACAUAAAGUUUUUUGCUAAAAAUAAUAUAUGCAUAUUGACCAAAAAGAUGAAAUUUCACCAGAGUAAAGUAAAUACUGAUACUGAUAAAUUUGAAUGAACGAAAGAUAAAAUCUAAAACUGAUACUGAAAUAUUGAUAAUCUCAUGGUUUCAGUUUAGACUAAAUCAAACAUCAAUGGAGGUUAAGAAUCCUUACUAGCUGGAGGCAAACUACAAGGCUGUGCUCUAACAAAAAUUGAAGGGAGCCCAAUUUCUCUGGGCCUGUAAAAUCUAGGGUGCCCAGCUCAUGAUUUGUAUGAAAAAACUAAGAUUUUCUAGUUGCCUGAUAGGAAAAGUUAGACGCCAGGGGCCGUGGGGCUUAGCCUGCAAAUACAGCCGUUUCUCCUAGCUCCUCACUGCCUGCAGGGACAUUUCACCAGGAGGAACAUCUGCUACUCAGCAACAGAAAUUCCAUCUAACUGAUGACGUAAAUUUAUGUUUACAUAAUAAAUCCGGUAUUCAUGGGGUUCCAAAUGUAAAUUUCUUUGAUUUCAUGUUUCUCCUGGUCGAUUAUGGUAAAGUUUUGUGAUCUAUUGCGAACGAGCUCCAGCAAAACUCAGAUGCUUUUUCUAAAAAUGAAUCUAUUCUAAGAAUAUUGACUGUUUUGUAAUAGAUUCAUCACAUUUACAUUUGGCCUUUGUCUGUCAUUCAUAAACAACAGGCAAAACAAUAUAACUACUACAUUGACCAAUCAGAGCUCCUAACCAAAUUCCGGACAGAUUUUACGCCAUCAGUAUGGAAUUUCUGUCACUAAGUUGCAGACAUUUCUCUUGGCAAAACGUCCUUAGCAGUGAGGAACAAGGAGAAACAGCUGUAUUCGCAAGCUACAUCGGGCUCUGCUAGAGCACAGCUCUGAACUAGUUGUUCAUUUACAAGUGUGGUUAAGGAUUUGAGUUCAGGACUACUGGGAACAAAUCCAGCAAGCAGUCAGGUUCUUACUUGAACUUGGGGCCUGACUGCCCACUCAGCCAGGCUGCCUCUUUUUACGUUCAAAAGGAUGUUAAACCAUUGCUUAAUACAUAGGGGGAUUCAGAUUUUCAAAAACAGUGGUAGUUCAGUCCAGGAUUUAGUUACCCUGUAAAAACAUGAUCAUUUUAGCAUCUAGUUGUAAACAAAUAAUCUAAUCUUGGUCAGUUUUCAAAGUGUUAGCCAUUUGGUGUUGUAGUUGUCUUUUUUAUGGAAAACAUAUUUAUUUAGAAGCACUAGUUUUUUUUGAAUUUAUGACACCAAAUUAACCACAAGUAAUGUUCAGUAUUCUCUGUUUCUUAAAUUUCUAUUUUGUUCUUAUAGUCUGCAAGCUUGAAGAAUACUGUGUAAAGACCGUGAAGAACAUUGUUUCUCCACAAGACAUCCGUAAACUUCCUCUUCCACCACUUAUUAUUAAGAAAAUUUCUUGGACAUCAUCAUGAUUCAAGUCAUUUUCAUGUAUGUGGUAUGAUGGGUCAGACCCAAGGAAUUGCAAUGUUUAAAGCAUUAUUUAGUAAACUUGAAUUGUAAAUACAGCUUUAAAGAUGCCAUUCAAAGGUGUCAUAAAAUAUUAAAAAUAAGCUGGUCAUUUGGCAUACAGCCCAAGUGCGAAAUGUACAAGUUACUUGCAAGAAGCAUUAAAUUCAGCUUAGUAUUUCUUUUAAUAUGCCCUUGCACAUCUCCCAUAAUGCGCCUUAUUUGCCCCCCAAAAUUUUGCACAAGCAUUGUUUUCAGUUUCUCUUGGGGCAGCUGUAAUAUUCAAAAGAAAUGAAAAACAAAGGUUAUGCAAAAUUUUGGGGGGGGG